Molecule: messenger RNA, 8337 nt
Organism: Callithrix jacchus (white-tufted-ear marmoset)
Lineage: Eukaryota; Metazoa; Chordata; Mammalia; Primates; Cebidae
Source: RefSeq, a predicted model, not a curated record
GCCGCCCCGCAGCCCGCGGCGGCGCUAGCGGCCUCUCGCCGGGGCGGGCGAGUUCUGGGAAAGCCCGGCCCAGGGCGGGGACCCUGCUGCAGCCCGCGCAGCCGUCGCCGACCCGGCAGCGCGUACAGCUCGGCGGGCGCGGACUGGGAACCGCUAGGGUGCUCACGGUAACGCUGGGCAAGGCGGGCAACCCGGCAGGCGGCAGGCUCGCGCGGCGGGAGGGGCAGCGGCGGCGCGCCCGGGCUCUGCCUCCCGGGCACUUGCCUGGCUCCUGGGCUUUCCUGGACAUCGGCUCUGCAGCUGACACACAGUAGCUGGGACACCCGACGCCGCCAGCGAGAGGCGCGCGAUCGGCGGGUCCCAGAGGGGCGCUGCACUUGGGGACGCCGGCGAGACUCCAGGAGCGAAGAGAUAGGCAGAAUUGGAAUUCUACUAUUAGAUGGAUAAACACCAUCCUUGAGGAUUCUCGACACACAGUGUGGACUUCCUUUUCUGGACUAAAACAUGAAAUAGAAGAGCAGCAAACCUACAGGAUGAAGCUUGGUCCUCAUCAUUACCUUAGAAUCUGGAUGCAGGAAUCAUUCAAACUGGAUUUUUAAAUCAUUGCAAGUCAAUGAUGUAUCAGAAGUUGCAGAGUGCAAGCCUGAGUAACAGUCUUCAAAAAAUUUUGCUUCAGAUAACAGAGAAAAGAAAAUUGAUCUACCAUCUUAAAACUCUGAUCUAGAAAAAUAUAUAUUCAUGAUAAGAAGUUAUAAUUGAGAAAAAUUAUUUUCCUCUUAAUGCACCUGAAUGAAAGGAACUAUCCCUUUGUUUCUUGGGAGGAGUUGUAUGUCUAAGAUUGUCAUAAUAAUGAGUCAUUUUAUUAAAACCUUGACAUGAUCACCAGGGAAGAGAAAUAGAGCAAUAGCUGGAACCUGUGUGUUAGUCCAAGAUGACUUCUGAAGAAAUGACAGCUUCUGUUCUCAUACCUGUGACUCAGAGAAAAGUUGUUUCUGCCCAGUCAGCUUCAGAUGAAAGUAGUGAAAAGGUCUCAGAUAUCAAUAUUCCAAAAGCACAUACUGUCAGACAGACUGAGCAGACUUCUCAUACCAUCUCACGACUGAACAAACUUAGAGAAGAAUCUUCUGGAAGCAACUUGCCAGAGAUUCUCUCAGUAGCAAGGGAGAAAAUAGUGAGUGAUGAGAACAGUAAUGAAAAAUGCUGGGAGAAAAGCAUGCCAGAUUCUGUGAAAAACCUUAACAUUAACUGCAACAACAUAUUGAGAAACCAUCAGCAUAGCCUUCCUCAGAGACAGUUUUAUGAAAUGCGCAACUCUGUUGCUGAGGAAGACCUGUGUUUAGAAACUGGAAUUCCUUCUCCACUGGGAAGAACGGUGUUCCCUGGAAUUCAACUGGAACUAGACAGACCUCCCAUGGACAUUAGUCCUUUGGGAAAUCAGUCGACGAUCCUAGAGACAGACAGAGUACACCCUGACAGCAGCACGGCAGUAUUUCAUUUUCAUUAUGAAGUUGACAGAAGAAUGUCAGACACUUUCUGUACCCUGUCAGAAAAGUUAAUUUUAGAUGACUGUGGAAAUUGUGUACCACUACCCAGGGGUGAGGAGAAGCAAAAGAAAAACUAUGUGGCAUAUACCUGUAAACUAAUGGAAUUGGCAAAAAAUUGUGAUAGUAAGAAUGAGCAGUUGCAGUGUGAUCAUUGUGACACCUUGAAUGAAAAAUACUUUUGCUUUGAAGGCUCUUGCCAGAAGGUUGAUCUGGUAUAUUCAAGUGAUAGUUUUUCCAGGGAAGAUUUUAGUGACAGUCAAGCUGCCAAGACCUUUUUGAGCCAUUUUGAGGACUUCCCUGAUAAAUGUGAAGAUGUAGAAGAAGACUUUUUUAAAAGCAAAAAGGAGCGGUCCACUCUGUUAGUCAGAAGAUUCUGCAAAAAUGACAGAAAAGUUAAGAAAUCUGUGUAUACCGGAACAAGAGCAAUUGUGAGAACUCUGCCUUCUGGCCACAUUGGGCUGAUUGCAUGGAGUUACAUUGAUCGGAAGAGAAAUAGUCCCUUACUGCCUUGUGGGAGAGUAAUGGAACCCCUGUCAACGGUGGAGAUAAGGCAAGAUGGGAGCCGACAUCUAUCAGAAGCCCAGUGGUAUCCUAUCUACAAUGCAGUGAGAAGAGGAGAAGAAACUGAAAAUACAGUUGGAGCUCUACUCCAUUUCUUCACAAAGCUCCCAGCCUCUGAGACAGCCCAUGGAAGGAUAAGCAUUGGUCCGUGCUUAAAGCAAUGUGUCCGAGACACCGUAUGUGAGUAUCGCGCCACCCUCCAAAGGACGUCAAUAUCGCAGUACAUCACUGGUUCCCUCCUAGAAGCAACCACCUCUUUGGGAGCAAGAAGUGGUCUUCUCAGUACUUUUGGAGGAUCCACUGGACGAAUGAUGCUGAAAGAACGCCAGCCAGGCCCCUCUGUGGCCAAUUCUAAUGCCCUCCCUUCAAGUUCAGCUGGGAUCAGUAAGGAGCUGAUUGAUCUGCAGCCUCUCAUCCAAUUCCCAGAGGAAGUUGCCAGCAUCCUGAUGGAGCAGGAGCAGAGUAUUUACCGCAGGGUCUUGCCAGUUGACUACCUCUGCUUCUUAACCCGGGACUUGGGCACUCCUGAAUGCCAGAGGUCCCUGCCCUGCCUCAAAGCGUCCAUCUCAGCGUCGAUUCUUAGCACUCAGAAUGGAGAGCACAAUGCCCUUGAAGAUCUGGUGGUGAGGUUUAAUGAGGUGAGCUCCUGGGUGACGUGGCUGAUCCUCACGGCAGGCUCCAUGGAGGAGAAGCGGGAAGUCUUUUCAUAUUUGGUGCAUGUGGCCAAAUGCUGCUGGAACAUGGGCAACUACAAUGCUGUGAUGGAGUUCUUGGCUGGCCUCAGGUCAAGAAAAGUUUUAAAAAUGUGGCAGUUUAUGGACCAGUCUGAUAUUGAGACCAUGAGGAGCCUGAAGGACGCUAUGGCCCAGCACGAGUCCUCUUGUGAGUACAGAAAGGUGGUGACACGUGCGCUGCACAUCCCUGGCUGUAAGGUGGUUCCGUUCUGUGGGGUGUUUCUGAAGGAGCUCUGUGAAGUGCUCGACGGCGCCUCCGGCCUCGUGAAGCUUUGCCCACAGUACAAUUCCCGAGAGGAAACUUUAGAGUUCGUAGCAGAUUACAGUGGACAAGAUAAUUUCUUACAACGAGUGGGACAAAAUGGCUUAAAGAAUUCGGAGAAGGAGUCCACUGUCAACAGCAUCUUUCAGGUCAUCCGCAGCUGCAGUCGAAGUCUGGAGACAGAGGAGGAGGACAGCCCCGGUGAAGGGAACAGCUCCAGGAAAAGUUCCCUGAAGGACAAAACCCGAUGGCAGUUUAUAAUUGGAGAUUUGUUGGAUUCAGACAGUGACAUCUUUGAGCAAUCCAAAGAAUAUGACUCUCAUGGUUCAGAGGACUCACAGAAGGCCUUCGAUCAUGGGACGGAGCUCAUCCCAUGGUACGUGCUGUCCAUCCAAGCCGACGUGCACCAGUUCCUGCUGCAGGGGGCCACGGUCAUCCACUACGACCAGGACACACACCUCUCUGCCCGCUGCUUCCUCCAGCUUCAGCCCGACAACAGCACCUUGACCUGGGUAAAGCCCACAACUGCCUCCCUAGCCAGCACUAAAGCAAAACUUGGUGUACUUAAUAACACAGCUGAGCCUGGAAAAUUCCCACUCCUGGGCAAUGCUGGAUUAAGUGGCCUGACAGAAGGGGUCUUGGAUCUUUUUGCAGUGAAGGCUGUAUACAUGGGCCACCCUGGCAUUGAUAUACACACUGUGUGUGUUCAGAACAAACUGGGUAGCAUGUUUCUGUCAGAGACUGGCGUGACACUGCUCUAUGGGCUUCAGACCACAGACAAUAGAUUAUUGCACUUCGUGGCACCAAAGCACACAGCUAAAAUGCUCUUCAGCGGAUUGUUGGAACUCACUAGAGCUGUGAGAAAGAUGAGGAAAUUCCCUGACCAAAGACAGCAGUGGCUGCGGAAACAGUACGUCAGCCUCUAUCAGGAGGAUGGACGGUAUGAAGGCCCAACUUUGGCUCAUGCUGUGGAGUUGUUUGGUGGCAGACGAUGGAGUACACGAAAUCCCAGCCCUGGGACAUCAGCAAAGAAUGCUGAGAAGCCCAAUAUGCAGAGAAACAACACGCUGGGCAUAAGCACUACCAAGAAAAAGAAGAAAAUCCUCAUGAGGGGUGAGAGUGGAGAGGCGACUGACGACGAGAUGGCAACCCGAAAGGCCAAGAUGCACAAAGAGUGUCGAAGCCGAAGUGGUUCUGAUCCUCAAGACGUUAAUGAACAAGAAGAAUCAGAGGUGAAUGCCAUCACUAUCCCUCCAAACUCCCUCCCUUCCAGAAGAGCCCACUCUUUGACCACAACUGGGUCUCCCAACUUGGCUGCUGGGACGACGUCAUCUCCCAUCAGGCCAGUGUCCUCCCCUGUGCUGCCUUCUUCAAACAAGAGCCCAUCCAGUGCUUGGAGCAGUAGUAGCUGGCAUGGGCGGAUCAAAGGCGGCAUGAAGGGAUUUCAGAGCUUCAUGGUUUCAGACAGCAACAUGAGUUUUGUUGAAUUUGUUGAGCUGUUCAAAUCAUUCAGUGUCCGGAGCCGCAAGGACCUGAAGGAUCUGUUUGAUGUCUAUGCGGUGCCCUGCAACCGAUCCGGCUCUGAGUCAGCCCCACUCUACACCAACCUCACAAUUGAUGAAAACACCAGCGAUCUUCAGCCUGACCUAGAUCUGUUGACCAGAAAUGUUUCGGAUUUGGGGUUGUUCAUUAAGAGUAAACAGCAGCUGUCGGACAACCAGAGGCAGAUAUCUGAUGCCAUUGCUGCUGCAAGCAUCGUGACAAAUGGCACUGGGAUCGAGAGCACAUCUCUGGGCAUUUUCGGGGUGGGCAUACUUCAGCUCAACGAUUUCCUCGUGAAUUGCCAAGGAGAGCACUGCACUUAUGAUGAAAUCCUCAGCAUCAUCCAGAAGUUUGAGCCUAGCAUCAGUAUGUGUCAUCAGGGACUAAUGUCAUUUGAAGGGUUUGCAAGGUUUCUGAUGGAUAAAGAAAAUUUUGCCUCAAAAAAUGAAGAGUCACAGGAGAACGUCAAAGAACUGCAGCUACCCCUCUCAUACUAUUACAUUGAAUCUUCACACAAUACCUACCUCACAGGCCAUCAGCUCAAAGGAGAAUCCUCGGUGGAACUCUAUAGCCAGGUCCUCUUGCAAGGCUGUAGAAGUGUAGAAUUGGACUGCUGGGAUGGAGAUGAUGGGAUGCCCAUCAUUUAUCAUGGACAUACACUGACAACCAAGAUCCCCUUCAAGGAAGUGGUUGAAGCCAUUGAUCGCAGUGCCUUCAUCAACUCUGACCUGCCAAUCAUCAUAUCGAUUGAGAACCACUGUUCAUUGCCUCAGCAACGAAAAAUGGCAGAAAUUUUCAAGACUGUGUUUGGAGAAAAGCUGGUGGCUAAAUUCUUGUUUGAGACUGAUUUCUCAGAUGAUCCAAUGCUUCCUUCACCUGACCAACUCAGAAGGAAAGUGCUUCUUAAAAACAAGAAGCUAAAAGCCCAUCAGACACCAGUGGACAUCUUAAAGCAAAAGGCUCAUCAGUUAGCAUCUAUGCAAGCACAGGCUUAUAAUGGUGGGAAUGCCAACCCCCUACCUGCCAAUAAUGAGGAAGAGGAAGAUGAGGAGGACGAAUAUGAUUAUGACUAUGAAUCCCUUUCUGAUGCAGAUGUCCUUACUGCCUCCCCUGCUCCUAACAGUCAGGAAGACAACAUUCUAGAAGACAGACCUGAAAAUAAAUCAUGUAAUGACAAGCUUCAGUUCGAGUAUAAUGAAGAAAUCCCGAAGAGGAUAAAGAAAGCAGAUAACUCAGCUUGCAACAAAGGAAAGGUUUAUGAUAUGGAACUAGGAGAAGAAUUUUAUCUUGCUCAGAAUAAAAAGGAAAGCAGACAGAUUGCACCAGAGCUUUCUGACCUUGUAAUCUAUUGCCAAGCAGUAAAAUUUCCAGGCCUGUCAACUCUAAAUGCAUCUGGCUCUAGCAGAGGAAAAGAAAGGAAAAGCAGGAAGUCCAUUUUUGGCAACAAUCCGGGCAGAAUGAGCCCAGGGGAGACAGCAUCAUUUAACAAAACAUCUGGAAAAAGUUCCUGUGAAGGAAUUCGACAGACCUGGGAGGAAUCUUCUUCCCCUCUCAACCCAACCACCUCCCUCAGCGCGAUCAUUAGAACUCCCAAAUGUUAUCAUAUCUCGUCGCUGAAUGAAAAUGCUGCCAAACGUCUAUGUCGCAGGUAUUCUCAGAAACUGAUCCAGCACACCGCCUGUCAGCUGCUAAGAACUUAUCCUGCUGCCACCCGCAUCGACUCUUCCAACCCGAACCCCCUCAUGUUCUGGCUCCAUGGGAUACAGCUCGUGGCACUCAACUACCAGACCGAUGAUCUCCCUUUACAUUUAAAUGCUGCAAUGUUUGAGGCAAAUGGUGGUUGUGGUUAUGUUUUGAAGCCUCCAGUUCUGUGGGACAAGAACUGUCCCAUGUAUCAGAAGUUUUCUCCACUGGAAAGAGAUCUGGAUAACAUGGACCCUGCAGUCUAUUCUUUAACCAUUGUCUCUGGUCAGAAUGUGUGCCCCAGUAACAGCACAGGAAGCCCGUGCAUUGAAGUCGACGUCCUGGGCAUGCCUCUGGACAGCUGCCAUUUCCGCACGAAGCCCAUCCAUCGAAACACCCUGAACCCCAUGUGGAACGAGCAGUUUCUGUUCCGCAUUCACUUUGAAGAUCUUGUAUUUCUUCGUUUCGCAGUUGUGGAAAACAACAGUUCAGCGGUAACAGCGCAGAGAAUCAUUCCACUGAAAGCUUUAAAACGAGGAUAUCGACAUCUUCAGCUGCGAAACCUUCACAAUGAAGUCUUGGAAAUCUCUAGUUUGUUCAUUAACAGCAGAAGGAUGGAAGAAAAUUCGUCUGGCAGUACCAUGUCAGCCUCUUCGAUGUUUAAUACAGAAGAAAGAAAGUAUUUGCAGACUCACAGAGUCACGGUGCAUGGGGUCCCAGGGCCAGAGCCCUUUACGGUUUUCACUAUUAAUGGAGGCACCAAGGCAAAGCAGCUUCUGCAGCAGAUUCUGACAACUGAACAAGACAUCAAACCUGUUGCCACAGACUAUUUUUUGAUGGAAGAAAAAUAUUUUAUAUCUAAAGAAAAGAAUGAAUGCAGGAAACAACCAUUUCAGAGAGCCAUUGGUCCAGAAGAAGAGAUCAUGCAAAUUUUAAGCAGCUGGUUUCCAGAAGAGGGAUAUGUGGGCAGGAUUGUCUUAAAAACUCAGCAGGAAAACCUAGAAGAGAAAAACAUUGUUCAAGAUGACAAAGUAGUGAUUUUGAGCUCAGAGGACGAGAGUUUCUUUGUCCAAGUGCAUGAUGUUUCUCCAGAGCAACCUCGAACAGUCAUCAAAGCACCCCGCCUCAGCACUGCACAGGAUGUCAUUCAGCAGACCUUAUGCAAAGCCAAAUAUUCCUAUAGCAUUCUGAACAACCCCAAUCCAAGUGACUAUGUGCUUUUGGAAGAGGUGAUGAAAGACGCUACCAACAAGAAGUCUACCACACCAAAGUCCUCUCAGCGGGUCCUUCUGGAUCAGGAAUGUGUGUUUCAAGCCCAAAGCAAGUGGAAAGGUGCAGGAAAAUUCAUUCUUAAGCUAAAGGAGCAGGUGCAGGCAUCUCGAGAAGAUAAAAAGAAAGGCAUUUCUUUUGCAAGUGAACUCAAGAAGCUCACCAAGUCAACUAAACAGCCCCGAGGACUUACAUCACCUCAGCUCUUGGCCUCAGAAAGUAUCCAAAACAAGGAGGAGAAACCUAUGGGUGGCCUGUCCUCCAGUGACACAAUGGAUUAUCGACAGUGACUAAGGGCAGCAUGUUUAACCCAGGUGAAGAUCUUUCAGCAAGAAGUUAAAGAGUGAACAUUGUGGAAAAAAUAUCAUUUACUUACUUUCAUUAGACUUAAACUGGAAAUUGAUGAUUUCUGAACUGAAGCCUUCACACAUGUGAGAUCCAUGCUGAGGAGAAGCAAAUGGCAUAGGACUAGUUGCCACCAACCAAUUUACUGAUGAAUGUCACAAUGAAGCCCAGGAGACUGCCCUUUUAUAAAUGUCAGCAGUUGGAAAAAUCAUCACUAAUUGACUUAGAGCAAGGGUCAGCAAGCUUGUCUGUAAAGGGCCAAAUAGUAAAUAUUUUAAGGCCAGGGGCCAUAAAAUAUGUUGCAACUACUCUGCCGCUAUAGUACAAAUGCAGCCACAAACCAUACAUACAUGAAUGAACGUGGCUGUAUUCCAAUAAAACUUUAUGGACACUGAAA